Messenger RNA from Spirodela intermedia, 1810 nucleotides. The record is from the annotation of a GenBank genome assembly. Lineage: Eukaryota; Viridiplantae; Streptophyta; Magnoliopsida; Alismatales; Araceae.
AUGGAUCCGCUCUGUAAUCUCGCUUGCCGCUGAGGUCCCCCCACGUUCUGUUUGCUGAUUAAGCCAAGCUGUGUUCGGCUUUCACUGUUCUUCUCUGAUUCCUCCAUUAUGCUCUGUUUUAUCACCUCUGGUAUGGAUCCAUUGGACUGAUGCGUUCGUGAUUUUUUCUGUUUUGCGUCGUGAAGGGAGGCUGCAGGAAGGGGAGCGACCUGGCCGUCACGGUCAUCUGGAAGUCCCAGAGGCGUAGGAGGAUCCGAUUGACGACAUGAUGGAGAAUGACUCUGGCUCUGUUGAUGUUGUUGAGGUGGUGGAAAGGGAAGAGAAUGAAAGAGAGGAGCUGCCCAUCACCCACUUGGGAUCUGAAGUGGUGAAGGGCGUCGCGAAGAAGACGGAGGAGGUUGCCCUUGCUGUAGUUGAGGACGAAGAGGCUGAGGUUCCCAUACAUCAGCCUCCAGAUUCUGUCUCAGCUACCCCUUUAGUUGUUUCCAUUUCGGAGCCAGUAGCGAGGAGUGUAGAUCCAGUUCAAUCUGAGAUAGGCGAGAAUUUGAGUUCUCCAGGAGAUGCUCCCCCUCUCCAUUCAGAGCCUCCCAUUUCGAAGCCUGAAGAAGGGAGCAACGUGAAUUCCCUUCCAUCUGAUGCUGAGGAGAGUUUGGGUUCUCAUGGAGAUGCUCCCCCUCCCCAGUCAGAGCCUCCCUUUUCGAUGCCUGAAGAAGGGAGCAGCGUGAAUUCCCUUCCAUCUGAGGCUGAGGAGAGUUUGGGUUCUCCUGGAGAUGCUCCCCCUCCCAAUUCAGAGCCUCCCAUUUCGAAACCUGAAGAAGGGAGCAGCGUGAAGUCCCUUCCAUCCGAGGCUGAGGAGAAUUUGGGUUCUCCAACAUAUGCUCCCUCUCCCCCUUCAGAGCCUCAACAGGGAAAUAUCUUGGAUUCUCUUCCAUCUGAGGCAGAUGAGACGGUAGUUUCUUCAGGAGAUGCACCCCCUCCCCCUUCAGAGUUUUCCAUUUCGAAGACUCAACAAGGGGGGGUGUACCCAGUAGAAUCUGAGACAGACCAGGGUGUGGGUACUCUAGGAGACACUCUCCCUCUCCCUCUCCCUUCAGAGAUUCCCAUUUCGAAUCCUCGCCCUGGAAGUGCAAAUCCUACUGAAUCUGAGGCAGAUGAGAGUAUGGGCAUACCAGGGGACACUCCCCCUACCUCCUCUGAUCAUUCCAUUUCUGAGCUUCAUGUGGAGGAUAGAGAUUCUGUUCAAUCUGAGGUACACGGAGAUGCUCUCCCUCGCCCUUCAGGGCUUCCCAUCAUGGAACCCCAACCUGGGACUGAGGAUCCUCUUCCAAUGGAGGCAGAUGAGGACAUGGGUUUACCAGAAGAAGAACAAAUAGAGCAGCUGGAAUUUGACGAACCGUAUCUGCUAUCCACUCCAAUCUCUGAGGAGUUGACUCAAGCUUACAAUGUCCCAUUUGAGAGAAUUGAGAAGGUUGUCAGUGGGGAAGAUGCUGCCCCCAAUCACAGGAAAGAAGAAUCGCCAUCUGUGACAGAUGAUCCUACCAGCGAACAGCCUGACUGCGGGCUCAAGAGCCAUCUUGGUACUGACCGCCACGAGAGUAAAGGAAUUACCGAGGUUUGUAAUUGGUAUUCUGUAAUGCAGAGAUUCUUAAAUGCCAACUCUGAGUUUUUUUUUUUUUUUCUUUUUUGGGUGAUGAAUUUUGACCUGACUGGUUAUCAGACUCAGGUUGCUCGCAUCACUCAUUUGGAGCAUCGAGCUUCAUGGAUUGGCUGCUGUGGGCUUUUGGAUGUAAUUUCGGGUGCAAAUCGAUGA